Protopterus annectens (West African lungfish) is the source of this 2990-nucleotide messenger RNA. Its product is annotated as zinc finger protein 271-like. Gene Ontology annotation, molecular function: zinc ion binding; DNA-binding transcription repressor activity, RNA polymerase II-specific. The coding region runs from base 206 to 2860 and encodes 884 amino acids. The record is from RefSeq and is a predicted model, not a curated record. Gene Ontology annotation, biological process: negative regulation of transcription by RNA polymerase II. The transcript has 6 exons. NCBI's taxonomy places the organism in Eukaryota, Metazoa, Chordata, Ceratodontiformes, Protopteridae.
GCUGUUAACAUGGCUUGCAGAAUGUGGGUUGUAUCGCUUAAAUUUAUCACUUUACCUGAAACUCUAUUUAUUCUAUAUUGUUGACACCAGCUGAUUAUGGUCUUUGUUAACUGGAUUAUAUACAGUGUAACAAAACUUUCCUCUACUGAGUAUAGAAAGGAACUUCCCAUUGAAAACGUGCAGAGUGAAUUGAAAGCUGGUCAGUAUGGUUCAAAGAUCCUACGAACUGAAGCUGGGGCACUCAUUGCAGGAAACAGACUGCAGAGAGAAAGAGAUGCAGAAUCUGUGUGCUACAAAGGAGGGAACAGAGCAGUGCUGUGCUGAGCACAGACGGAGACUGGAGUUGUUCUGCCUGGAGGAUGAGGCCUUUAUCUGUGUCCUGUGUGUUCCCAGACAUUCAUGUCACAGUUUUGUGUUCCUGCAUGGUGCAGUUAGUGUCUAUAAGGACAAGCUAAAAACAUUGUUAUCAUCCCUGGAACUAAACGUCCGAGAUCUUAAAGAUUUACAAACCAAGAAUGAGACUGAAUUCCUGGAGAUACAAGAACAUGCUGUUAAUUUGGAAAAAUACAUUGCAGAAGAGUUUGUAAAGCUGCACCAGUUUCUCCAUGACAAGGAGCAAAAACUCAUUCAACAACUUAACAGCAAAGCAUCAGAAAUUCUGAAAGAGACAGAAGAAAUUUUUCAAUGCAUUAAGACUGGCAUUACAGAAAUCCACUCAACAGUAUCUGAUAUUAACUUGGAAAUCAAAACAGAAGUAGAGGCACUGGAAGAGAGAAAUGAUGACACAGACUAUCUGACAACCACUGAGGAAUCCGUGUCAGGUGACACAUCAGAACAUGGAAAACACAAAGCUAUUGGAGUUCUAUCAGCUCCAGAAUCCUUUGAGGAUGUUGCUGUUACUUUCUCAGCAGAGGAGAUGAAGAUGUUAACAAAACAAGACAAGGAGCUUCAUAAGGAAGUGAUGUUAGAGAACUAUGAAACCUUAGUUUCAGUAGGUUACAAAAUCCCCCCAGAGGCAUUGUUAGUGCUACUUAAAGAAGAUAACGCUGAACUGCAAGUGAAUGACAAGGAGGGGGUGAACAGAACAGAACAAAAGAAUAAUUUUAAAGAAAAGCCAGACCGUAAUGGGAGCAGAGAAUGGAGCAUUUGCUGGAAUCAGCAGCCAUCACUUGGAUUAUUGCGAUUACAUUAUCCUACAGAGAACCUGCAGAAUUCCAUUCAAACUCUGAAAGGCUCUGAUAAGCCUCCUGUUAUACCUGUAGUACAGCUUCAUCCAGGAUACACCUGCAACAUGAACUCUGAAUGUGACCGAAGUUCUAUAGUACAGCAAAGUCCAUUAGUACAUCGGAGAGGUCACAAAGAAAAGAAGCCAUAUAAAUGUCCUGAAUGCAAUAAGUGUUUCAAACAAAGGACUCCUCUAGUACAACAUAAAAGGACUCACAGUGGUGAGAGACCAUAUAAAUGUCCUGAAUGCAGUAAGUGUUUCAGACAAAGUAGUGCUCUGGUACAGCAUGAAAGGACACACACUGGGGUGAGACCGUAUAAAUGUCCUGAAUGCAAUAAGGGUUUCACAACAACUAGUCACCUUAGAAUUCAUCUGUUAGUUCACAAUAGGGAGAGACUCUAUAAAUGUUCUGAAUGCAAUAAGUGUUUUGUACAAAGGAGUGCUUUAGUACAACAUCAAAAGACUCAUGAGAGUCGUGAGAGUGAGAAACCAUAUAAAUGUGCUGAAUGCAGUAAGGGAUUCACAACAGCUGGUAACCUUAAAACUCAUCUGUCAGUGCACAGUGGGCAGAAACCAUAUAAAUGUCCUGAAUGCAGUAAGUGUUUCAGAUUAAAGAGUGAUCUAGUAAUACAUGAAAGGAUUCACAUGGACAACUGGGAGAAACCAUAUAAAUGUGCUGAAUGCAGUAAGGGAUUCACAACAUCUGGCAACCUUAGAACUCAUCUGUCAGUUCACAGUAGGGAGAGACCGUAUAAAUGUUCUGAAUGCAAUAAGUGCUUUGUACAAAGGAGUGGCCUAGUACAACAUCAAAAGACUCAUGAGAGUCGUGAGGGUGAGAAACCAUAUAAAUGUGCUGAAUGCAGUAAAGGAUUCACAACAGCUGGUAAACUUAAAACUCAUCUGUCAGUUCACAGUGGGGAGAAACCAUAUAAAUGUCCUGAAUGCAGUAAGUGUUUCAGAUUAAGGAGUGAUCUAGUAAGACAUGAAAGGAUUCACAUGGACAAUGGGGAGAAACCAUAUAAAUGUGCUGAAUGCAGUAAGGGAUUCACAACAGCUAGCAACCUUAGAACUCAUCUGUCAGUUCACAGUAGGGAGAGACCGUAUAAAUGUUCUGAAUGCAAUAAGUGCUUUGUACAAAGGAGUGGUCUAGUACAACAUCAAAAGACUCAUGAGAGUCGUGAGGGUGAGGGUGAGAAACCAUAUAAAUGUGCUGAAUGCAGUAAGGGAUUCACAACAGCUGGUAACCUUAAAACUCAUCUGUCAGUUCACAGUGGGGAGAAACCAUAUAAAUGUCCUGAAUGCAGUAAGUGUUUCAGAUUAAGGAGUGAUCUAGUAAUACAUGAAAGGAUUCACAUGAACAAGGGGGAGAAACCAUAUAAAUGUGCUGAAUGCAGUAAGGGAUUCACAACAGCUAGCAACCUUAGAACUCAUCUGUCAGUUCACAGUAGGGAGAAACCAUAUAAAUGUCCUGAAUGCAGUAAGUGUUUCAGACUAAGGAGGGCUCUACUAAUACAUGAAAGGAUUCACAUGCGCAAGGGGGAGAAACCAUAUAAAUGUGUUGAAUGCGGUAAGGGAUUCACAACAGCUGGUAGCCUUAGAACUCAUGUGUCAGUUCACAGUGGGGAGAAACCAUAGAAAUGUCCUGAAUGCAAUAAGUGUUUUAGACAAAGGUGGACUCUAGUAAUACAUGAAAGGACUCACAAGAGGGAGAGACCAUACAAAUGAUGUUCUUCGUGUUUCACUGUUGCAGUUAUUACAUCUGGGU